GGGGAAUCCCUUGGAGCGCCUCUUAGUUUUCCCGAAGCGCGUUGUGCAUUCUGGCUGAGAAAACUGAACGAACUCCACCUGCAAGGUGGAAGCACCAAUCAGCAAAAAUUGGUGACGAUAUCUUAGUGUGGGGAGGACAAACGAUCGAUAAAGCGACUGGAGAAAAGAUCCUGUUACCUAACGAGGACAUAUGGUGUUUCAAUGUAGUCAACAAGCAAUGGAGCUUGAAGAAAGCGAUCCCUGGCUCCCAAAUUCCUCCUCUGGGAACUGCAGGCCGCUGCUGCGUCUUCAAAUCAAAAGUUUACAGCUAUGGAGGACUAAGGGACGGAGAGAAACCAGAAUUUUAUAGACAUAUGUACACUUUAUGUACCCGUUUGAAUGGAAUGGAAUGGAAGAAUUUAGAAAAGGGUUUUCAACCAAUGUUCCGGGGACCUCGAGCUGUGUCACUAACCUAUCCAGUUGGUCAGAAAGACUGUGGACUGAGUGUGAUAGGAGAUAAAAUUUUGAUGACAGGAGGAUACGGUUUAGAGGAUACGAGAGCUGGAAAAUCAGCAGGGUAUGAGUGGGUGGAGUCAAUGGAUGGUGAAGGCUGUAGCAAUGAUCAGUUUGUGUUCAACACGUUGAGCUCUACGUGGCUUGAAAUGAACACACAUGGUAGACGACCGCCACCAAGAAGUGGCCAUAGUCAGGUAACUGUGACUGAAAAUAGAGUUGCUGUGUAUGGAGGAAGCAGCAAGAGUGGGAAGAAGAGUGACUUGUGGGUCUUAGACUUGUCAAAAAAAAGGUGGGAAGAAAUUGCAAUUAAAAGACAGUCGCCCUGUGCUAGAAUGCAGCACACAGGAUUAUUAUUACAGUCAUCAGUGCUGAUUCUCUGGGGAUCAAAAUCUUAUGGAAAAGUGUGCGAGGAUGGCUUUUUAAUUGAUAUCGAUACUGGCAAUUGUACUGGCAUUGGUCAACUACUGACUAUUGAAGGUGAGUACCUGGCCAUGCGACUUCACACUUCUUGCUGUUUUCAAGCGAGAGAUGGGAAAUACUAUGUUGUAACUAUUGGUGGGACAACAGAUGGCUCAUCUGAUCACAAUAGAAAACCAACAGCACAUAUCAAUACUUUGAAAUGGGAUCCUGCUAGGCCAACAGUGUUGACUGCAAUUACACAACAAGAUGCCUUGGCUCUUCAGCGGCAAAUUCGAGGUAAAAAUGAACAGAUAGAACAGUUGGAGAGACAGCUGCUGGAUGAGAAAAAGGAAAAAGAGGCGUUGAUGAUGCAAAAUGACGAUUUAAAGAUGGAAAUCGACAUGUUAAAGCAGAAAGACAAGCAACCGGUUUUGCACACAGAACCAAUAAUGCAAGAAUUGAACAAAGUCAAUCGAAGUGUUCAGAAUCUCGGGGAAAAGGUGGAUGAUCUGAAACAACAGCAUAACUCUUCUAAUGAUGCAGACAAAUCAGGACAAAUUGCAGUCGCCACUUCAACUAACUUCUUAUUUGAUGAUGAUUUGGAUAAGCGUAUUUGUGAUGACCAUAUUGACAUUAUUGUCAAUUUUUCUCAUUCUCGCUGGUUUCAUCUUGCCAGAAGUCUACCUGGCUAUACAGAAUCGGAUAUCAAAGAUAUUGUGUCUGGUAUAUCUCAAUACACAGGAGAAGUAAGAAAUUCUGAUCGGCUGCGGCAUGUGCUGAAGACAUGGAUAUCAAGAGAUGGUCGAUUUGCAACACUACGGAAAGCUCUUGAUGCAUGUCAGAAAGCACAGACAAUAGGAGCUGUGGUGACUGCACUAGAAAACUCAAUGAAAAUGAAUUGAGAUAUAACACUUUAAUCAAAAUGGACAAUUGAUUGAGCUAUUUGGGAAUGUCGCAAACACUGCUACAGUAAUUGUGAACUUUUUUAUAUGACAUCUACAUUCUAUUAUUUUGUGCAGACAUUGUACCUACUAUUUUAUGUAGGUCGUUUAGAUUGUUAGACGUGCCAUUUGUGUGUACUUACAUAAACGUUUAAUAAGUAAUGGA
Messenger RNA from Corticium candelabrum, 2001 nucleotides. RefSeq lists its product as uncharacterized. NCBI's taxonomy places the organism in Eukaryota, Metazoa, Porifera, Homoscleromorpha, Homosclerophorida, Plakinidae. Gene Ontology annotation, molecular function: protein binding. The record is from RefSeq and is a predicted model, not a curated record. The coding region runs from base 354 to 1796 and encodes 480 amino acids. The transcript is spliced from 8 exons.